AUGCUAAUUCUAGUUCUACUCCUUGGCCUCUCCGCCAGCAUCGUCUCCGCAACGACAUUGCAACGUCGAGAUUAUGCGCAGACCGACUUCUUCAGUGCCAUCCACCGGAACAUCUGCAGCGAGGUGAAUGACAAGCAACACUCCUACCACACCGAAUCAUGCGAGUGCACGGCAACGAACGCCCUUCGAGCGUCCUGUCGCUCUGCAACCAAUGAACUGCACCAGCACAUCAGACAAUGCAGCACCCAGAACAGGAAUGUGAAAUGCUUCCCAUCCGAGAACUCGCCCAAGACUGGACCAGAUUGCGCCUGCAAGCCGGAGGAGAGGAAGAGCGGAGUUAAACUGCCAAACGACAGCAACGAUAUCGCCUGCACUGGUGGAGUGCACUUCCUUGCAGCAUACGCUACGGAAGUGGAAGCCAUUGACGUGUGGUCUGACAUUCGAGCUUCUCCGAAUAACAACGUCAUUACUUGUUGGGUCCAAGAUAACAGAGGCCGGACACUUACUUCGUAUGCUCCGUGCAAUUAUGCAGGCGGAGUGCCGCUCCGGAUCCCACUCCAUGGUGCUGGCGGCCAAGACGUUGCAACAUAUCAAGCCUGCAUUCAAACCACCACCAAUGACCGCGAAAGAGUCAAUAUUUCAUGGGUUCUUACAAGUCCCUUUGGCCAAACCCAGAAACGAGACGAAUUGACAGCGGGUAUUAGCUUGCGAGAAGCCGUAGACUACGAUGACAGUGCGGCUACAUCAGACGUGCAGGGUAACAUCGUUGUACGCAACGGGCAUGGAGAUGAGAUAUUUUUCCCGAAUAAGGGAUAGGUGGCGCCUUCCCUUGAAUUGAGUAGGUGCGGUGCUGAUUACUGUCCACGGAAGGUAGUAUACAGAGUGAGCGACAGUACGAAGGUUCGACUCCUUCGACGAGCUGCCGGUGCCGGGUUUGUCCUCUGUGGUGGUUAGGGAAAGGUGGAUGGUUAUUGGACACUGUGUAAUUAGCAAUUAAAAUAAAAAACGAUCUUAUGGCUCG
Molecule: messenger RNA, 1021 nt
Organism: Pseudocercospora fijiensis CIRAD86
Lineage: Eukaryota; Fungi; Ascomycota; Dothideomycetes; Mycosphaerellales; Mycosphaerellaceae
Exons: 1
Coding region: 1-816 (271 amino acids)
Source: RefSeq, a predicted model, not a curated record